GCAUUUCAAUUCCGUUAUCAGUUAGGGGACCAGGAGCUUCGUUUGAAACGCGAAGACACGAAGUAACGUGAGCGAGUCGCCUCAACCAUGGACCGAGGUUGGGCUGAGUGCUGAGCGUGUUGCUGACUGCCGCGUUCUCAGCCGCCAGCAGCGCAUGCAGCAAAUCACGGCGCGCGCUAACAUGCAAUCGGACGGGUUCAGUGCCGGAAGGGCUGGGGACGCCAGUCGAAGGUAAACAACGCAGCGCUUGACGUGCCCCCGUCCCCAGCUCUCGAUCCGCAGCCGCCGACCUCACCCCAAGACCCCCUCUCUCUCUCCGCCCGGCGCCCGUCGCAUACCAGCCAGACGCAAUGUCGGUCAAGUUCGAGCAGGAAACCACCAAGACGACGGCCGCCGUCGCCGACGCCGUGAGCGGCAAGGGUAAAGACGACCUACUGCACAAUGUCGGCGAGGCCCUGACCAAGGGCGCCGGCCCCAAUGGAUACCUCGCAGCCUACCUCAAGCAGCUGCAGAGCAACCCGCUGCGCACCAAGAUGCUCACCUCGGGCACGCUCUCCGGCCUGCAGGAGUUCCUCGCGUCGUGGAUCGCCCACGACCGGAGCAAGAGCGGCCACUACUUCACAUCGCGCGUGCCCAAGAUGGCCAUCUACGGCGCCCUGGUCAGCGCGCCGCUCGGCCACGUGCUCAUCAGCAUGCUCCAGAAGCUCUUCCAGGGCCGCACCAGCGUGAAGGCCAAGAUCCUGCAGAUUCUCGUCAGCAACUUGAUUAUCUCGCCCAUUCAGAACGGUGUCUACCUGGCGUCCAUGGCGCUCAUUGCCGGCGCCCGCACAUUCCACCAGGUGCGCGCCACCGUCAGGGCCGGUUUUAUGCCCGUCAUGAAGGUCAGCUGGGUCGUGUCCCCCAUCUCGCUGGCGUUCGCCCAGCAGUUCCUGCCCGAGACCACCUGGGUGCCCUUCUUCAACAUCGUCGGCUUCAUCAUCGGCACAUACAUCAACGCACACACCAAGAAGAAGAGGCUCGCAGCCCUGAGGCGAAAGCACUACGGCGACGGCAGCGGCAGGAGCCAAGUAGGCGACAGGCCCAGCGACGACUUUGGCCGUGACCCCCGCGACCCCCGUGACCCCCGCGACCCGCCGAGAUAUUAGACGGCGCAUCGCAACGGCCAGCGUAUAGGCGGCCGGCGUACAGUCGGGCUCUCUCGGUUCUUCGGAAUAGUAGGGAAGGCUUGUAGUGGCGCGCUCUAGGCUACGACUCUGUAUAUCCCUUGUGUUUCUUGUUUGAUGAUUGGAGGAGGCCGCAGGCGCGGUCGACAAAUAUAUUGAUAUCCCACCCUGUUCCAUCACUUUGAGAAUCUUCCAGUCGGUGUACAUGACGUCCACAACUCAGGGCAUAUCUGACUAGAUAAACAACCAAUGUGCAGGGCCAUCGGAC
Messenger RNA from Didymella exigua CBS 183.55, 1431 nucleotides. RefSeq lists its product as uncharacterized. The transcript is spliced from 3 exons. The record is from RefSeq and is a predicted model, not a curated record. Gene Ontology annotation, cellular component: cytoplasm; membrane. Lineage: Eukaryota; Fungi; Ascomycota; Dothideomycetes; Pleosporales; Didymellaceae. The coding region runs from base 351 to 1145 and encodes 264 amino acids.